Messenger RNA from Nerophis lumbriciformis (worm pipefish), 2121 nucleotides. NCBI's taxonomy places the organism in Eukaryota, Metazoa, Chordata, Actinopteri, Syngnathiformes, Syngnathidae. The record is from RefSeq and is a predicted model, not a curated record.
AUGAGCGCCGAGGAGCGGGAGCGUCUCCGCGCUCUGUUCGACGCUUACGACACGGACGGGUCGGGCAGUAUUGAGCGCGAUGAGUUCUUCACUAUCUGUACGGAGCUCCAGGUCAGCCCGAGCGAGGCCGAGCGCCUCUUCAACAGACUGGACGUGGACAAGGACGGCACUAUCACGCUGCCCGAGUUUAUCAGCGGCUUCCACGAACGACACCGCACGGACGUAGAGCAGCAACCCAGACAGCAGCAGGAGGACGACGACGACGAACCUUGCGCCGCCGCCUGGGAGGACUUCGCGGCCCGGCUGGGGGAACAGAACAAGUUCAUUCCCAAACAAGAGCAAGUAGCGACAUUGUACCAGAACAUCAGCCUGAACGAGCCCAGGCUCAUUCCUCAGCUGGAGAAAGUCCUGCUUAGCUUCACCAAGGAGAUCAAACAGCAGAAUGUGGAAAUGGAGAACUUGGCACUGGCCAUCAGGCGCGCGCAGGAUCAAGCGUCCAUGCAGCUUAGCGAGAUGGAGGAGGAGAUGGACCAACGCAUACACACAACUGAGAGGAAAGCGCGUGAGCAGGAAAAGAAGCGAGGGGCAGCUGAACUUGACGAUUUGCGAAGAACUUAUGAGACAGAAGUCUGUGAGCUACAGUGUAAGAUCCAAAGGAUGCAAAUGAUCGAGGAAAAGUACAAGAACAUCACAGUAAAUGAUGAGAGUCCAGCCCUGAAGAAAAGGAUCAACGAGCUCACUCUGGAGAACCAGCGGUUUAAACAGGACCUGCUCAGGUCUCAGACCAAAGUGGCGUGUCUCCAGAGUGACAUGGAUUCACUCAAGACCGAGCUCACUGACCAAAGCAUCAACUAUGAAAGAGAUGAGGAGCUGAUGAAACAUUUUGCUGAAGAGCGGGACAUCUUGGAGAGCCAGAUUGAGAUCCUACAGGAGGCCAACAGGAAGCUCCAUGACAGCAAUGAUGGUCUGCGAGCUGCUUUGGAGAGGACCACGAAGUCAAGUGGCGGCGGGUCCUCCAGCAACACAAAGGAUAGAAACAGAAGUAAAAGCAUCGGCUACCAGUCACCGUAUGCGCUGGACAGGUUCUGCCAGCGCCCAGAAGACUACCCUAAUUAUGGCCGUCGUCCCAGCAGCGACUCGCUGGCCCUGGCGUUGUGCGACCCAGGACUUAGAAGGCGGAACAGCAGUGAAUGCGAGGAGGACAGCCUGCCCGAGAUCUACAUGGACAGCGGUCUGUCCACGUUGAGAGGCUCUCACGGCGGAUACGACUCGGAGCAGGAGGUCAAAGGCCUGGAAGAGGAGGAGGGUGAUGUGGAGGAGAGCGUGAGCAAAAAAAAAGAGGACACUGAACCAGCAGAGACACAGGAUGCCGAGUCAGCGUUUGGUUCCGACUGCAGCUCCGUUCUGGACUGGAAGCCGUCCGAACCCGUUCCAGCCCCACCACUUGUCCCCCCUACCAUCCGAAAAGCUGUCAGCGCAAUCAGUGUGCAGAGGGAGGACAAAGACAGUGACCUUGGCUACAUGACAUCCGAGAAGGCCUACAGGAUUGUCAUGGCCGGAGACUCGGCUGUGGGCAAAUCUAGCUUCCUUCUGCGCCUCUGCAAGAAUGAGUUCAAAAUCAACUGCAACGCAACUCUUGGUGUGGAUUUCCAAAUGAAGACAUUCAUGGUGGACGGAGAGCCCACUCUGUUACAAAUUUGGGACACUGCUGGACAGGAAAGAUUCCGCAGCAUCGCAAAGUCUUACUUUCGGCGAGCAGACGGCGUGCUGCUGCUGUACGACGUGACGUGCGAAAAGAGCUUCCUGAGUGUGAGGGAGUGGGUGGACAUGAUUGAGGACAUGUCUCAGGAGGACAUCCCUAUCAUGCUGAUCGGUAACAAGUGUGAUCUCAGGCAAGGGGCAAGCAACAGUGUGCCCACCAGCUAUGGCGAGAAGCUGGCGAUGACCUACAAUACCUUGUUCUGUGAAACCAGCGCCAAAGAUGGCUCCAAUAUUCUGGAGGCAGUACUGCACCUUGCCAGAGAGGUGAUCAAACACGCAAAGUUGGAUGAGAAAAGUUACCAGUCACUGCCCAAGUUGGACGCUCCCAGGAAAAAGCCCAACUUCUCCUGCUGCACCUGA